This is a messenger RNA of Camellia sinensis, 8969 nucleotides long. The record is from RefSeq and is a predicted model, not a curated record. Lineage: Eukaryota; Viridiplantae; Streptophyta; Magnoliopsida; Ericales; Theaceae.
UCUUAUAAAUUGAGUUCUUUAGGUGCGUUUGGGACAUAAAACAGACCGUUCUCUCCUCCAAUUCUUCUACCAAACGCCAUUGCAACCACCCUAACCCCUCAAAAUCCCCAAUCUCUCAGAAACCCUUCUCUGAUCUUGUUUCUCCAGCGUCCGAUCCUCUCACCCGCUGGUUUCAACCGUCGAUCGACCUCCAAAAAGGUGCAUCCAGAUGUUCCUAGUUGAUAUUGUUGUAUAGUUGAAGUACAACUUAAGUAACAGGUUCGAAACUAUAAUCAGUGGAAGAAAUAGAUACUGAUAAAGCAGAAUAUUGCACCCUUUAAUUCUCAAGGUUUUAUAUGUAAGUAUGUUAUAGUUGUUUUAUGUUCCUUUUAUCCCUCCCACGUCCUGCAAUAUUCAUUUCAUGCAAACGAAAUUAUGAAAUUUUGGUUUCUUUGUUGAUAUUGUUUAAAUCGAUCAUUUAAUAUAUUUGCAUGUAGUCACUGAUUAAUUAUUGUUGCAUUUGAAGUGUAAAUUUUUAUUUUAGGUUGCAAUUAUUGUUAGUGAAAUUUAAAAUUUGGAGAGGCAGAAAAAAAUAAUAAUAAUAAUAAUAACUUGGCAUCUCUAAUGAGGACUAGAAUGGGGCUUGAGGAACCAAAUUAGAGACAAGAUUAUGAGACAGAAAUUUGAGGUACAUGAAUUUGCUGCUAAGAUGCAUUCCUGCUCAAAUUUAGAAUUUUUUUUUUUUAAAUAAUCUACUUAUUUGGCUCAUUUUCAUUUUCAUUUUCAUUUUCAUUUUCUUUUUCUUUUUCUUUUUCUUUUUCUUUUUCUUUUUCUUUUGUUAAAUAAAUAAAACAUUCUAAAGAAGAAGCACCAAAAACCUAUUCAAAGGUCCCUACAAAGUUUAACAUUUGAGUUAAGGACGGAUUAACCAUCCCCGAAAUCAACUAUACAAAAUGGAUGAAAAUUUCCUUUUUAACCUCAAAAUUGAUUCUUCUUUAUGUGCAAUUUUUAAAUUUUUUAUAAUUUUUUUUCCAUAUUUAUGCACUAGCUGCAACUUGCAACUAAGAAAUUCUGAUAAGAACCUGUAUCUCCUUUACAAAAGGAUGAACUCUGGUCUCAUUAGCCUUUUUGAUUAACAAUACUAAAAGCACUUUGGAAAGUGUAAAGUGAUUUUGGUUUGCAAUCUUAGUAUAAUAUCUUUAACAGCAUAGCUUAAGUGACGGGGUAUUUUUAUUUUGGAGAAUUGAAGAGUCAUUCAAGCAAGCUUUAUCUUCCUGGGUUCAAUUUGCAGAAGAUGCCAAAAAUCUAUGUUCUUGUUAUGGUUCUGCGACAUGUUUAUAGCUGAACUAAUUGAGGUUUAUUCCCACCAUGCUUGUUUUGCACCAUCUUUUGAAGGGUGUUAGGAGGAAACAUUUGGAGAUAGCGAUUUGCUUUUGUUGUCACUGAUUUCCUUAUCCUUGUGUAGGUUUAGUUGGUUUCCAUUAUGCAGGUGCAAGGAUAUUGAUGGUAUAUCUCUCUUUUUUCUACAUGUCACUUGUUUGAGACAUGUUUGAACAUUCAUUGCCUUGAAGUUUAAUAGACUGUGGGUUAUCAGCGUGGACAGGAUCUAAAGCUCUUUUACAGAGCUUUUAAAAUGAUCUAAAUCUCCAACUACGUAGCAUUCAACUUUUUUUAGUGCUAACGGGUCGGUUGCUUAUAUGCAUUUAAUUAUUUUCUGGUGAGGAAUAGUCACUAGCCAUUUGUAGGAGCCAUAUUUGGUAUAUAGCUAGUCAGCCUUUCAUUCUUUUCAGUUUAUCUGAAUCAUAAAUGGUAUUGCAUUGCAGGCACCUUGGGUUUCUUUGAGCUACAGAAGAAGGAUUCUCAUUUUUGAAUCCUGUGUUUUCGAUCAAGAUUUUUAACAUAUGAACAGGUUCAAUUGUGUGCUAGAAAUUGACUUUGCACCAGGAGAGCAAACUAUAGUUCGUUUCUAGAGACUUCAUUUUUCAAUUUGCUGAAGUCUUAUGUAGUUCCUUGUUCGCAUUGAACAUUGCAAUGGCAAUAGGACCAUCUUACCUUGUGACAUGCAGUUUGUUCUCAGGAUCCUAUGGCCUUAGUAGUCUAUAUGUGAAGGUGCAUGUCACCGGGUGCUUUGAGCAUUCGAGCUUGCAGUAUUGAGAUGAUGAACUGAGGAUAUGGAUUGUUACUGUGAUUCAUUUUAUUGCAAAAGAAGCCAUGGCUCACUGAUGAUUAUUCUCAUUUAUAUAAUUAUUCAUUAGGACCAUUCCUUUUGAAUAUGGUGGAAAAGUUUAACAUCUUUUAUCCAAAAGCUUAUUGAUGGCCUUCCCAAAUUCAUGGCAGUUGACUUCUUGGAUACUUCUUUUUGAUACUGCGGCCUGGGGGUGCAUUUGAACUCUUGAUGCCAUUUUGAAGUGGGGUUCAACAAAGAAAUUGCUGAUUAAAUCUCUUGAAUGAGAUUAUUGUAAUUUAUGUCGCUAGUUUUUGAAUCGUAUUGGUUAACGACUUUGUGUAUUGUGCAAUGCUCUUAAAAAACUGAAGUCAGUUACCCCCACAAUGAUGAUAAACACCUCUUUGGUGUUUCAUCAUAUGUAGCUGACAAUUUUGGAUCAAUCAUAUAGCACAAAUCAAUGGAAAAUUUAAUCAUGGUGUUGAGGUUUCAACAAGAGGAACAGUUUAUUUUACUGGCAGGGAGAAAAGGGGGUUGGCAUGUGAGUCAAAAUUGCAACAGUUUAUAUCAUUUAAGAAGAUAAUAAGUUGACAGCAUGGAGAAGAAAGAUUGAUCUUUACUUCUAACAGCUUUCCACUGGUAUGCUGGAGUAAGGAAAAUGAGCAAGAUAGAAUAUCUGGUUUUCUUCAAAUCUGGCGAAUACAAAUGGAUCUUACCUAUUGGAAAUGGUUCCAUGUGAAGUUUCUUAUUGGUUUCAGGCAGGAGUGAAGACGUGUAAGAAACUUUCAAGUGGUUGAGCUAAAUUUCUUCAUUGACUUCAUCCAUCUCUUUGUAUUGCCUAGUUUUCUGAACUCAAUUGAUUGUUGUCCCCUCCUCUUUAGUUGACCAUUUGCCUUCAAAGUUUCUGUUUUCCGUCGAGGUUUCCACUUCAUAAAGUUGCUUCAGGAAUGCUUGGAUUUUUGUGGUUGCCAAGCACUCUCAAAUUUUCUUGUAAAUUGCUUCUGACAAGAAGCGAACUUCACCUAGAAUGCCCAUGUUAUUGAAUUGGGGAUCUCCUGGAGGUGUGGAUAUUGUCUAUAAUCCUGAGAGGCAGGCGUGUUCAAGUGUUGUAGUUGAUUUUGUAGCCUUUGAUCUGUAUAUUUCACCAAGCAACCUUGUAUAUAUAGCAACAUCAUAUCUGAACGGGCAGCCUUAGUUGUUAUUUACAUAAUAAUUUUUACAUUGUGUGCAAGUUUUUUUGGGCUUGGUGGAUUACACUCUUGUGUUGAAUGAGAGAGAUUAAAAUAUUUGGUGAUAUGGUGUGGACAUAUUUCAAUUUUUGCAUCUCCUAGAAUGUGGACGUGUUAGAAAUAGCAGAAAGUUGCCAUGAGUAUUAGCUUUUCAAAUUCUUUUCCAAGUUUGGUUUUAGCAGCACAACCUUCAUCUAAGGUCCUUACCUUUUUUCCAUUUCACUGGUGUCACAAAGUAUCGCCUUCCCCUUCUGCCAGCAUUGUUUUCAAUAGUGGAUCCUUCAGUUUAGGUCUUCAUCCUUUUUGCUUCCAUUUUUUCCUUCAGUUUCAGUGAGACAACAGCUGGGGCUAUAAUGCCUACUUCUGUCUCAGGGAUAAUAUUUUUUCUGCAGUGCAGGCCAAAUUAACAUCGUGGUUCAAUUUCCAGGGAGAAAAUUCGGAGGUAUUUUUCAUAGAAGGCGUUUAUGUAGUUUCUCAUAUCUUGAUGACAUUUUGUGUGCACUAUGGUGCUCAUUAGUCCCUUGGUUCAGCUAUCAGGAAGAAAAAAGUUGUAGGCUUAGUCUGUACAGGUCCUUUAUGGGAUUUAUGAACGGAGAUAAAUUUGAGGUAUUAAAUGUUUUGUUUUGUCCAUUGUCAUAUGUUGUUUACAUUCCCCAGGUCAUAUCUAGUCUCAAUCUGUCUUCUUUAUUAUUAUUAUUAUUAUUGUUAUUUUGAAAUUAAAUAGUGGAUGAAGGCUAGAAACUUUGAUAUACUGAGGUAGCUCAAAACUUUGCUUUUACAUCGAUAAACCUAGACACUUUCAUAAUCACUGCAAUUUGUACUACCAUUGCCAACACCACAUCUUUCUCUAUAAUUGAUAAGCAUAUAAAUAAUAUUUGAAAAUCGUACUUAUUUUUUUAAGAAACUUAAAUCAAUUGUUAUUGAGCUUUUGAACUGUAUUAUUGCAAAAUUGUUACAGUGCCACCACCACCGUUCACCAUAAUUGCCAUCUUUACUAUUUUCACAGAACAAUGAGUACACACUCCAUGACUCUCUACCACUCACCUGUAGCCUGUUGCUGCCUCAGCCGCUGCCUCAUCACCAUCUUUAGUCUGCCCUAAUCUAUUGAUGUUAUUUUGACUCACUGUGAACAGAUUCACCACUAUUUAGUUAUAGCCUCCAUUUUUAUCCCAUUUCACUUUUGUGUGCCAACCAUUCAAAUCUGUUGUACUGUACGCACUAUGCAUGCUCCAUCAGGUAGACUUUGAAGUGUUCUCAUAUGCUUGUAGCUCGUGCAUAUUUUUAUAUUAAGUGAUCAUAUUUCUAUCUUUUCACCAAUUGUGAGAAUAUGGACUUAUGUUCAAGUUCUUUGAGGACAAUAUACGAGUCACUACCGUCGAAACUGUAAAAUGUGCUCAAUAUGUCAACGUGCCUCUGAUUGGCAUAUUAGAGACAACAUAUUUUGUGGUUCAAACUCAUAGUUGACAUUUUCAGAAUGAGGAAGAUACUCUGGCAUCUAAUGCUAUUUUAUGUCCCAUGUUCUAUUUUAAUUGAAUAAAAAUUGUGAUUAUACUAAUUUCUUUUUUCUUCUGAUCAGACAAUGAUUUUCUAAUACUGUGGACCCUUUACUAGGUCAUGCUCCAUUUCUCUUUCCUUAAUUUGAUUUUGUUUCAUAAUUAUUUUUAGGAAAGCUUUGGAAGAUAAGUCUACCAUAUCGAUGAGUUCACUGGAACAGGAUUAGAUCCCUUGCAGUGGCCAGCAAUAGUUAGAUUUUCUAAACUUCAUUUCAGAAAGCAAAGUAAUGAGCAUACAUUAGAAACUUUGUAAGAUGCACAGCAUAUUUGUUUAGUGAUUUGGUAGAUAGUAAGGAAUUGAUGUUGAGAUCGAAAACAGGAAUAUGACUUCUUUACUGUUCUCUAUGGCCUCUGCGUCGCAGUGACAUGAGGUGUGUACAUGUUCUCCAUUGCCAAAUACCUCUAGGUUAUCAAAUGAAAAUCUCCUUGUUUUUGCCCCUACUUUGUUGGGCUGUGUAUUUGAUUGAACUACAAAAGACUUGUCAUCUUAUCAUUGUGUCCAGCAUCUCCAUGCAUCUACGUUGUCGUGUUCCUAUGUUUGGCAUAAUCAAAGUUUUAAAAGGUGUUGCUGAGGCUUACCUCAAGGUGAGGUUAGAGCAAAAUGCGUUCAGGCUUUGCUUUUUAGGCUACACUAUUGUCAAACUUAAUCUAAUACAUGGUUUAAACAUAAAAUGAGGAAUCUCUUCUGUAUUUAUAUUUCAUGGGAAAAAACAAGUAAAUAAUUGCUGCACUUGGAUUUAAAGGUUUGUUUUAGGUAUUUUUUGAGGGGGAGUGAAAAUGAGAUUCAACGAUGACCCAAAACAAAAACAAAAACAAAAAAAAAGGAAAAAUAAAAAGAAGCAAAGUUUAGACUAAAGUUAGAAGCUUAAUAAUUGAAGUUAAAAAUGUCGAUUUCACCUUCGAUGAGGGCAAGUUUCCUUUUUUAUAGUGAAAUGUUCGAUGCUUUGAGGAGGAAAGUAUUUACACCUUUAUAUUUAUUUCUACUAUUUUAAACUAUUUUAUUUAUUUAUUAAAUAUAAAAAUUCAAAUUUUGAAAUGCUUACAUCUCAACGCCUUGAGGCUUACACCUUGUCUCAUGAGGGGUAAAAUGCACCAUGUUAUGCGUUCGCCUUUAAAUACUUUGAGCAUAAUCAAAGCCUACUUAAUUGGUUUGUCUUUUCCAUUACAGCUAGUGAUGCAAGAUCUCUCUCCUCUUUUUUGAUUUUAGUGUCAAACCAAUGUGUUGCUUUAGGUCAUGGUUUAACUAAUCUCUGCCUGUUUAUGACGGAAACUUAGCAUUAUUAGCACAAACUGUCUAUUCCUUGGGAAGCCUUGGCAUUCGAGAAAGAUCUCAAUCUUCAUGUUCACAAAGGUUUUGGCUAAGGUAUUUAUGUUGGUGGUCUACCUAUUAAAAUUAUACUAUGUGUACUUAAUUAGUUUAUUUGUUUGUUUGUGAUAAUGUAAGCUCAAAUUGUGUUUCUAGAAACUUGGCUCCUCAUAACAAUCAAACUAGCAAUGCUAAUUCUUUAUGCAGCACAAUUUUUUGUGAUCAUUGGAUCCUUGAAGCUCUAUUAUCCCUUAGAUUGCUACUUACAGAGCUAGUGGAGGUGGUAGAAUUUAACUACCUUCACAAUAAGGUUUCAUCACCAGGUGAUGCUGUUUUUGUAUUAAUAAUUGAUGGCACAGUAAUUCCACCUUCCCUCUUGUUCUUUUGAGUGCAUGUGUGGUGCGCACAAUUGUGUGUGUGAUUUGUGUGUCAUUUUCCGUCACCCUUGAUGUAGGGAGGUGUUUUAGUUGUCUUUAAAACUUUUUGCGUCUGGAUCUGCAAAAGGUAGCACGCUGAAAAUUAGAAUGGUUUGUCAGCAAUUUCAAUCUGCAAACUUAAGUCUGAUGGCUGAAAUACUUCAACCGUUUGCAGUUUGCACCAAUAGUUUGUUUGACAAGUUUCAACAUUGUGAUUUUGACAUCAACAAUCCUUUUGGGACUACUAGAAUAAUUAUAAAAAAAAGAAGGAUAAAAAUGUGAAAAAAUUUGGUUGAAAAAAGGCUUAAUAUAUCGAAUAAUGGUUAUUCAUGUGUUAUUCAGUAUUCUUUGGGGGGAAAUUCUUCAUUUUGCUGAAAGUAUUGCACUGCAGUAAGCAUUCCUCCUCUGAGGACCAAUUGAUAGAAAUGUUUCAUUUUUAUCCUUGAUUGAACAUUUGCAACAAUUGUGCUGCUGAACUCUAAGAAAAGUUUUCUCAUACAUGUAGGUGGUUUAUAUCCUGCACUUGAUCCAUCUCCUACUUUGAGUGAGCCAUGGAUCAUAGACACUUUCCGAACUCAUCCAGAAUGGUGACAGACCGAGGUCAUGAUGGAAAUCAUUUAACUGGAGAACAGUCCUACAUUCAUAUGGGAAGGACUGCUGCUCUGGAAAAUGGUUCUUUGGUUUAUCCAAUUGACAAUAUAUUAAGGGGUGGAGCACAAUUUCCUUCUCAGUGGAAUUCGGAAGCCAGAGCCAUUCCGCAUCCUUCUUCAAAUUUCAGCAUGGAAAUACCACCUUUCCAACCAGCUUUUUCAGGCCCUUCUUAUGUUCCCUUCCCGCAGUCGUCAGCUGCUGGAAACUUAUAUCUGGCCCCGCAGAAUAAUGCAGGUCAUGCACAUUCUAAUUACUAUGGCAGUUGCAAUAUUCAUGAAAAUGAGAGGGGUCUGCUAGAUUCUGCAACUGGCAGUGUAAGGGGGCCAUUUAAAAGAAAAGGUCCCGCAAUUUCUGAAGCCUGUGAAAGAGGCAGCACAGGCAGAUUCUAUGGUGCAGGAAGUUCCUCUAGUUCUUCUGUGUUAUCUCUGGAAAAACCACCACCUGAUUAUCAAAAUGUUCCUUCUGGCCAUAUUGGCUUGCCUCAUUAUGGGGGUGGUAGCCUUUCAAUUGCUGGUGAAGAUCCAGUGAGGAAUGUAAGAAGCCGAUCUGGACUUGAUUGGGAAGCCAAUCCAAUGAGAACUCAUUCAUCAAGCCAUUCUUCUCAUCCUUACCAUUCAACAAUCCAUUCAUCAAGCUACCGUGGAGCAGUAGGCAUGACCAAUAUGAAUGCUACUGAUGAAACCACUCCAGAGUGGAACUUUAAUACUUUGCCUCCUUCAGCUCCUGGAAGGAUUCGAACUGCAGGUACCAAUGGCUUGGGCCAUGAGAGCAAUCAGUUUCUUGAGAGAGGAAGUGGCACAGAGAUUAGUGGCUGCCACCCUGGUUCUGUUUCAAGCAGAAAUCUUGUUUCGUCUUUGCAGUACCUUCCUGCUCCGCCCAUUCAGGGUACAAGGGAAGGCUAUGCUAGUCAUUCUCAAAGAGCAAUUCCUUCAUAUAGAGCUGGUCCGAGCUACCCUCAGUUUGGACAUGAAGUAGCUUCUACAGAAAAUAGUCUGCAGUCACUCUCAGAAACUUACCCUUCCAGAUAUUCAAGACCUUCUGCUGGGGGAUGGCAUAAUGGUCACAGGAAUGGAAGGUCAAGGAUUGCUAUUGACAGAUUCCAGUCAAUUUCUAGUAUUGUGGAUUCCCAUGACAGAAUUGGAUCUGAGGAUUUCAUGAUGAUGGAUCCCUCGUCGUUGUAUGCCAGUUCCGGGAAUUUUUCCGAUCAAUAUGGAGACAUGAGGCUAGACAUCGAUGACAUGAGUUAUGAGGAACUUCUUGCUCUAGGGGAAAGGAUAGGGAAUGUUGACACUGGCUUGUCUGAAGAUAUGAUUUCAAAGUGUUUGACAGAAACAAAGAUCUGUUCAGAUCUAAACCAUGAAAAAGGAACCUGUUGUAUCUGUCUUGAAGAGUAUGCUGAUGGGGAGGAAGUUGGAACUAUGAAGAACUGUGGACAUAACGAUUUUCAUGUCAGCUGCAUCAGGAAAUGGUUGUUGAUGAAGAAUUCCUGCCCUAUUUGUAAGGCUCCUGCUCUUACUGAUGGUUUGAAGGAGGAAUAAAAUGAUAGAUUUACUUUGGAUGCUCGUCUUUUGUUUAUUCUUGUAUAUACACAUACAUUUUAUGGACACAUUUCUUUAAAUGGUAGGGGCUAUGCACAAUUAUAUAUAGCAAAAACUUGUGUAUAUCAUUCAA